Messenger RNA from Carassius gibelio (silver crucian carp), 1664 nucleotides. RefSeq names its product ADP-ribosylation factor-like protein 6. The coding region runs from base 77 to 637 and encodes 186 amino acids. The record is from RefSeq and is a predicted model, not a curated record. Gene Ontology annotation, biological process: protein localization to cilium; vesicle-mediated transport; cilium assembly. The transcript is spliced from 8 exons. Gene Ontology annotation, cellular component: axoneme; cytoplasm. Gene Ontology annotation, molecular function: GTPase activity; GTP binding. Lineage: Eukaryota; Metazoa; Chordata; Actinopteri; Cypriniformes; Cyprinidae.
CUAGCAACGGAUCGUGUGAGUGGAAGAGUUUAGUACGGUUUUCAGGACGCAAGAAGCGUCCCAUCCAAACAGGCAAAUGGGGCUUUUUGACAAGCUUUCAGGGUGGCUGGGCCUGAAGAAGAAGGAAGUGAACGUGCUGUGUUUAGGUCUGGACAACAGUGGAAAAACUACCAUCAUCAACCAGCUAAAGCCAUCCAAUGCUCAUGCUCAAGACAUUGUACCAACUAUAGGUUUCAACAUAGAAAAGUUUAAGACCUCAAGUCUUUCUUUCACAGUGUUUGAUAUGUCAGGGCAGGGAAGAUACAGAAAUCUGUGGGAGCACUAUUACAAAGAGGGUCAGGCCAUCAUAUUUGUCAUUGACAGUGGGGAUAAACUAAGAAUGGUUGUGGCAAAAGAAGAAUUGGAUACCCUUUUGAAUCACCCUGAUAUUAAGCACAGAAGGAUACCUAUACUCUUUUUCGCUAACAAGAUGGACCUCAGGGAUGCAUUGUCGGCAGUAAAGGUCUCCCAGCUCUUGUGUCUGGAAAAUAUUAAGGACAAACCAUGGCAUAUCUGUGCAAGUGAUGCAGUGAAAGGAGAAGGUCUUCAGGAGGGUGUAGACUGGCUGCAAGAUCAAAUCAGAACGAUGAAAACGUAAAAACCUCCUGAAAUAUGAAAACAGCCAAGCUCACCAGCUGCAAUGGCAGAACCAGACACAACAGAGUUUCAACUUUGGGCACAAAAACGGUCUUUGUCAGUUAGCUUGGUAGUGUAAUAAACUGUUUGGCUUUGAUUAUGGCCCUGUUUGCUCUAGGUAUGAACAACUGUCUCAGUUGAUCUGAUCACAAGUUGUCAGUCCAGACUUUUUCUUUUUAAAUCUCACCACAAACAUUAUUCUGACAGUUGUUCUCUUUUAAAGCCACACAAAACCAGUGAAGUUUAACCUAUUAGCACAAUAAUUGAUUGACAGAUUCCCUGCUGCCCAGGCACAUUAGAAUUUAAACAAAAAUUUAAAUUUGGCCAUAUACAUUUCUGAGUACCUCCAAGUGAGUAAGAUCACAAAAUAUUUCACCACUUUUGAUCACCUGAGCUAUUAUUAUGCUAUAAUCAUGUGUAAAUAUGAAUGUGACAGUGCAUCUAAUAUUUGAUCAUUGCACCUUCUUUCUUGAUGAAUUACACUACACUUCUUGGCUGCCAAUGCUGUGAAGUAAUUCUGUUGAGAAACUCACUGUAACAGGUUUCUCAGACAGCUGGGGCACAGUGGCUAAUAUUUUAUAUCUUAGCUAUGUUUGUUUAUGAAUAGAAAACAUUCCCAAGCAGUGCUUAUUCCACUGCUAUGGAAUGAGAAAUUGGUCAAAGCUUGUUACUGUAGUGAUGUACAGUAUUGCUGUUUAGUCACUAUUUUGCUAUGAUGUACUUUUCAUGCAUUGUAUGCAUGUCGCCACUGAACAGUAUGAAAAUGAGAAAUGAUGACACCUCAAACCAUCACAAAGGAAACACUUCUCUUUGUUCUGGAGUUAUUUAUUUUCCAUAAACAUUUUGUGUGUGUGUGUGUGCGCGUGUUGUCUAGACAGAUUACAAUUUCACAUAAUAUUUGCAAAGCAAAAGUUUUUUUGUAUUAUUAGUAUUCAUUAAUAAGGGAUCUUGUAAUAGAAUGUUUAAAGAAUAAACUAACUCUGGGGCUU